CAAAAAAUAUGGAAUAUGGUAUGUCGAUGAGUGAACAAUCGUCCAAAUCGAAAGAUACCUUGAGAUCUACAAGUAACAGCAGAACGAGACACCGUAGCUUUUCUGAUAGACCGUCAUCAAGUAGGUCACAAAUUGUUGAUAGUCGCUUUCGAUUACGUUCAAAAUCUGCCAGUUCGUCCGCAGAGCGAUUUGGUAUAGCUAUGCAAUCGACAUUACGGUCGAAAGCAUUAAGCACAGCGGAAGUCAAUAAUAUCGGUGAGUUCAAGAUUGCCAAUUUUGUCUCUGAGCGUUUCGCGACGAAAUAUCCUCGGGGUUCAAGAUCGGCUACUUGUGCAAGAAAGAGUACGCCUCCGAUAUUACGUCAGGUUAAUGAAGCGACUGGAAAAUCUAACGAGUUGCGAUUGAAAGUUAGAUCAUUAACUGGUAGUACUAUAUACUUGGUACAUGUAUUAGCUGACGAAUCGGUGACGAAAUUAUACGAAUUACUUGAUAAGGCUAUGCAAACAUCCGGGCAUAGAGGAUAUAAAGUAGUGUUGAGCGGGUAUUCGCCGAAGAGAUUACAACGUAUAAGUACAUCCUUAAAAGAAAGCGGGAUAAAUAGAGAUUGUGUUCUCCAUCUUGUGAAUGAUUGAAUUUGUUAGCUCGUGAAAGUAGAUUUUAUAUUUCUAUAUAUUGUGU
Molecule: messenger RNA, 678 nt
Organism: Cyphomyrmex costatus
Lineage: Eukaryota; Metazoa; Arthropoda; Insecta; Hymenoptera; Formicidae
Exons: 4
Coding region: 9-632 (207 amino acids)
Source: RefSeq, a predicted model, not a curated record